Molecule: messenger RNA, 1858 nt
Organism: Cyprinus carpio (common carp)
Lineage: Eukaryota; Metazoa; Chordata; Actinopteri; Cypriniformes; Cyprinidae
Product: target of EGR1, exonuclease
Exons: 7
Coding region: 315-1778 (487 amino acids)
Biological process (GO): snRNA 3'-end processing
Cellular component (GO): Cajal body; cytoplasm
Molecular function (GO): 3'-5'-RNA exonuclease activity; snRNA binding; metal ion binding
Source: RefSeq, a predicted model, not a curated record
CAAAGCUUCGUAAAACAGAAGAAACUCCAGCCGGAAGUAUACAAACUCACAUGUUAGACGAACGUGUGAAAAACAGAUUUACGACGUUUAAGGAGUAAAUCUAGGAGCAGCUGGAAAAACGUGAAAACUAGACUAAUGACGGGAACACGCAUAUUAUAGAUAAUUUCGGUUAUAAUUUGUUUUACUCUCCGAAAUGCCAUUUUCAGCAUGUCUACAGUAUCUGCAUUGACAGCAAAAUCAUUUUGUUAUACUUAUAAAUAGCGGUGACGUGUAGCGCUGAAAAUCGCUGUUAGUUUAUCUGUAGAAGUUAAAUAAUGUCAUCCUCAAUGACAAUCCCAGUUAUAGAUGUACAGGGAAACAACUUUAAGGAGUUGUGGGCAGCAAUGGUGAUAGCCAUUAAAACAUCUUCAUUCAUCGCCAUUGAUACGGAACUGAGUGGUCUUGGAUCAAGGAAAGCUCUUCUAGCUGAAUCCAUUGAAGACAGAUACAAAGCCAUAUGCCAUGCAGCUCGCACACGGUCCAUACUUUCAUUGGGCUUUGCUUGUUAUAAAAAGCUUGACGACAAAGAUGACAGCACAUACCUGGUCCAGGUUUACAAUCUGACCUUGCUUUGUUCAGAGGAAUACAUCAUUGAACCUCAGUCAGUGCAGUUCCUUGUACAACACGGAUUUGACUUCAACAAACAAUACGCUGAAGGCAUUUCUUAUUAUAAGGGUAAUGAUAAAGGAAGUGAUGCCCAUGGGGUAAACAUGCGCUCCUUGUUCAUAGAACUGCUUAGGGCCAACAAGCCCUUAGUGGUCCAUAAUGGUCUGAUAGACAUGGUCUUCUUGUACCAAUGCUUUUAUGCCCAUCUUCCUGAUCGACUGGGCACCUUCAUUGCCGAUCUGUCCCAGAUGUUUCCAUCAGGCAUCUAUGACACCAAGUAUGCAACGGAGUAUGAGCUGCGGUUUACAGCCUCAUACUUGGAAUAUGCCUAUAAGAAAUGUAAGCUGGAAAAUAGCAAAGCCAUUGCAGGAGGUGGCAAUGGGAGUCAUGUGUUCCUAGAGUUUUGUAAAUAUACAGGCAGCAUGCAGAGCUACAUAGACUACAGGCCGUGCUUGGACAACCAGAAUCAGGAUGGUGCCCUCAACAUCUGUGUUCAGUUCUCUGCAUAUGGAUGGUGUCCUAACGGCUCUCAGUGCUCCAUGUCACAUGACACAGACCUUAUAAUCCAGCAGGAUGAGAAGAUCAGAGAAGACAAGAGGAAGAAGAGGAAGCGCAAGAACAAAAAGAAAGGUUCUCAAGGGCCCACUGAGGCAUGCAGUUCCCCGCAGGGCAAAAGGUUGCACUUUGAAGAGACUGAGCUGGACCAGGCAGUGCCCAUAUCUGAACAUCAGGAGAAGACCCCAAGUUCUGAGCCAGCAGAUGCCACACAUGCGUUUGAACCUGAGAAAGCAGAUAGCAAAAAUGGAAAUGAGGAAUCUCAGCCGGAAGCAUCUUCUGAAGCUCCUGUUAGACCAAAAGAGAAGAAAGCGGAAGGAGGAACUCACCGAGCAGGGUUUGAUGCUUUUAUGACCGGCUAUAUUUUUGCUUAUGCCAGAAACCUGUCAGAAAACACAGAAGAAUCCAGCACUGCUCCCCUCAUCCCUGCGUGUCUCAAUAAGCUCUUCCUCAGUGGCAAGUCUCUUCCUCUACAUGUAGCCAAAAGCACCUUCUCCAAGUCUUCAAAGGCUCAUGUGCACAAGAUGGAAUACGUCUGGGGAAAAGGCACUGCUGUAAAACCUGAAGGAACUGCAUAGAAACCUUUGAUUUUCAGAUUUCAAUUUUGUGAACAUUUUGGGUCAAAUAAAAAAUAAAAGUUUUUCUACAGUUUCCUCAC